This is a messenger RNA of Durio zibethinus, 1134 nucleotides long. Its product is annotated as protein SULFUR DEFICIENCY-INDUCED 1-like. Gene Ontology annotation, molecular function: protein binding. Lineage: Eukaryota; Viridiplantae; Streptophyta; Magnoliopsida; Malvales; Malvaceae. The record is from RefSeq and is a predicted model, not a curated record.
ACCCCAUUAUUACUUGCACCUAUUUUUUUUUCCCAAAGAUUGCGUAGAGAACAACAGAAACAGCCUCAAAGCCUCCUUUCUCUUCCAAAUCCUCACUUCAGUUUAUAUAUAUAUAAAAAAGAAAGAGAAAUCUAAGAAGAAAAGAAUGGAAGGCUGCUCCAAGAAUAAUUAUAAUAACAACAAGAUGAUGAUGAGCAGCUCAAGAAAAGAAGAUCUUUUUCAUGUCAUUCAUAAAGUUCCUCAGGGUGAUACUCCUUAUGUUAAAGCCAAACAUGCUCAGCUGGUACAAAAGGAUCCAGAAGCGGCCAUUGUACUAUUUUGGAAGGCAAUAAAUGCCGGGGAUAGAGUAGACAGUGCACUAAAGGACAUGGCCGUGGUGAUGAAGCAACUAAACAGAAGCGAAGAAGCCAUCGAGGCUGUCAAGUCUUUCAGGGGCCGUUGCUCAAAUCAAGCACAGGAGUCACUUGACAAUGUUCUCAUUGACUUGUACAAGAAAUGUGGGAAAGUAGACGAGCAGAUUGGCUUAUUAAAACGAAAGCUAAGAUUAAUAUACCAGGGAGAGAUCUUCAAUGGAAAACCGACCAAGACGGCACGCUCCCAUGGAAAGAAGUUUCAAGUUUCUGUAAAGCAAGAAACUUCAAGAUUACUGGGAAAUUUGGGGUGGGCUUACAUGCAGAAAUCAAACUACCUGACAGCUGAGGUGGUGUAUCGAAAAGCCCAGAUGAUCGACCCUGACGCCAACAAGGCUUGCAACUUGGGCCUUUGCCUGAUCAAGCAAGGCAGGUAUGAUGAUGCACGUUCAGUCCUGGAAGAUAUAUUGCAAGACAAACUUCCAGGUUCUGAAGACAUUAAAGCCAGGAACAGAGCUGAGGAAUUGUUGAUGGAACUUAAAGCCUUUCAGCCACCAAUGGAAUUAUCAGAUAUUCUGGGCCUUGAUGAUGAUUUUGUCAAUGGGAUUGAGCUAUUGGUGAAUGAAUGGGCCCCACUUAGAACAAAGAGAUUACCCAUUUUUGAAGAGAUCUCCACGUUUCGAGAUAAAUUGUCUUGUUAAUAAUAAUAAUUGUUCUUUUGGGUGUUCAAAAGGGUGUUUUGUGCUAUAGAAUUGGAGAAGAGGGGGGGGGGGGGGGGUUUCAG